Messenger RNA from Otolemur garnettii (small-eared galago), 1960 nucleotides. Its product is annotated as leukocyte elastase inhibitor-like. Lineage: Eukaryota; Metazoa; Chordata; Mammalia; Primates; Galagidae. Gene Ontology annotation, biological process: negative regulation of endopeptidase activity. Gene Ontology annotation, molecular function: serine-type endopeptidase inhibitor activity. Bases 16 to 1026 code for a protein of 336 amino acids. The record is from RefSeq and is a predicted model, not a curated record. The transcript is spliced from 6 exons.
GUUGUAGCCUUCACCAUGGAGAAGCUGAGUGCAGCAAACAACCACUUCGCCUUAGACCUGUUCCGCGCCUUGAAUGAAGACAAUCCGACUCGAAACAUCUUCGUCUCUCCCUUCAGCAUUUCAUCAGCGAUGGCCAUGAUCUUUCUAGGGACCAGAGGCAACACUGCAGCACAACUAUCCAAGACUUUGCAUUUCAAUACGGUUGAGGAGAUUCAUUCAAGAUUUCAGAGUCUGCAUAGUGUAGAUUUUCAGAAUGCCUAUGAAGAUGCAAGGAAAACCAUAAACCAGUGGGUCAAAGGACAGACAGAAGGGAAAAUUCCAGAACUGUUGGCUGAAGGUGUGGUUGAUAGCAUGACUAAGCUUGUGUUAGUGAAUGCCAUCUAUUUCAAGGGAAACUGGCAGAAUCAAUUCCUGAAAGAAGCCACAGCCGAUGCACCAUUCAGAUUGAAUAAGAAAGACACAAAAACAGUGAAAAUGAUGUAUCAGGAGAAAAAAUUUCCAUUUGGCUACAUCGAGGACCUUAAGACCCAUGUGCUGGAACUGCCUUACCAGGGCAAGGAGCUGAGCAUGCUCAUUCUGCUGCCCGACGACAUCCAGGAUGACUCGACAGGUCUGAAGAAGAUUGAAGAACAACUGACUUGGGAGAACCUGCAUGAGUGGACCAAACCUGAGCAUUUGGAAGUCACUCAAGUCAAUGUUGGCUUGCCCCGGUUCAAACUGGAAGACAGCUACGUCCUCAACACCAACCUCGCCCGCCUGGGUGUGGAGGACCUCUUCAAUGGCAGCAAGGCUGAUCUGUCUGGCAUGUCAGGAGCCAGAGAUAUUUUUAUAUCAAAAAUUGUCCACAAGUCCUUUGUGGAAGUGAAUGAAGAGGGUACAGAGGCAGCGGCUGCAACAGCAGGGGUGGUUGCCUUCUGUAUGCUGAUUCCAGGGGAAACUUUCAUUGCCGACCGUCCGUUCCUUUUCUUUAUUCGGCACAAUCCCUCAGCCAGCAUCCUGUUCAUGGGCAGAUAUUCUUCCCCAUAGAAGAAAGAGACUGUGUCAAUACAAGAUCAAACUUAGAGCUUUAUUACCUUGGUUUUCCAUGGUGAUGAUUUUCCUAUAUCUUUUUACCAAUAAAACUACUUUCCAGAAACAAAUCUUGAAUAUUCUUUGUAAGUUCAACCCUGUUGGCUUUUUGAACCUAUGAAUUUUGGCACAGAUGCUUAUUUUUAUUUUUGUACAUUGAAAAAACCCAGUGAUGGCUUUUGAAUGUAUCGGGUUUUUUAAAAAAGAAUAAAUCAGAUGUUUAGAUUCUUGACAAUGUAGUAAUGCUGUACGCUCCUAAUAGCCAUGGGAAAACCUGACAAAAUGAUCAUUCAUUUUACAGCUAGAAUUUUGGUAAGACACCCUGACUGUUGAAGGCAGAAUUUAAAAAAAUAUUCAAUAUAGUAGAGUGCCCCAGUUGAGGGCCCGGAUUAUAAAGACAAACUUGCCCUGCCCAAAGUCCCUGUCCUUUGCUCUGCAGGAUUAGUAUUCUCUUACAGCCCUCUAGUUUUUAAACUGUUCAAUUAAAAGGCCACCUGGUCAUGACCUGUAUUCCAUUUUUUGUUCCUUAUGUGUAAUAUGUAGUCCAUGUAGGAGCAAAUGAAGUGAAGAAGUGGGUGUCUCACAGUAAAAGAUGCCAAGAGACUGUGCAGAGAAGAUUCUAGUAGGAGAAACUGCUGAGCAAAAGGUUGCGAAUAUUUCACUGUUAACUGUCUUCCUGUGUGUUUUCUGAUUGAGGCUCUUGCCUUCUCUCAAGGAUGCAUGUUGUCAUGGUGAUGGGAUGGCUUUGUGAAAGGCUGUAAUGGGAUAUGGUUGGAGGCUUUUUGACUUUGUCCAUUGUACUUCUUUGAAUGGGGCUUGAAAUGCUCUGUUUUCUUGUUCCUGCAAGGCUGGUGGGCAUUGGGAGUUAAUAAAGUUUCCUAAGAUUCUUUGA